Hibiscus syriacus is the source of this 1025-nucleotide messenger RNA. Its product is annotated as 2-hydroxy-6-oxononadienedioate/2-hydroxy-6-oxononatrienedioate hydrolase 1-like. The record is from RefSeq and is a predicted model, not a curated record. The coding region runs from base 59 to 967 and encodes 302 amino acids. NCBI's taxonomy places the organism in Eukaryota, Viridiplantae, Streptophyta, Magnoliopsida, Malvales, Malvaceae. The transcript has 4 exons.
UUGUACCUCUUUUCAUGGCCAAGCUUUGAAAAUCGAAACCCUAUUUUUUUCCUCCGCCAUGGCACCCUCUUUUCUCAGCAUCGUCUCCUUGUACGGAAUCUAUCUCCGCCGUAGCCUGACGGCAGCCGGCCUCACUUCAAAAUCCAUCGACAUCGACUACGGCAACACCACCGUCCACUUAUGGUCCCCGAAACCCGACCAAACACCACGAAAACCGGCCUUGUUUUUGCUCCAUGGGUUCGGUCCCAGCGCCAUCUGGCAAUGGCGUCGACAGGUCCAGUUCUUCGCCUCCUACUUCGACGUCUACGUCCCCGACCUGGUCUUCUUCGGCGGUUCCACGACGAAGUCGAAGGAGAGGUCGGAGGUGUUUCAGGCUAUUUCGAUGGCUAAGUUAAUGGAGAAGCUCGGGGUGAAGAAGUAUCACGUCAUGGGGACGAGCUACGGUGGGUUCGUGGCUUACCAUAUGGCGAAACUGUGGCCGGACACGGUGGAGAAAGUGGUGAUCGCCAGCUCCGGUGUCAACAUGCGGAAGGCGGAUAACACGGCGUUGCUCGAGAGAGCUAACGUUGAGAAUAUCGAGGAGAUCAUGCUGCCGGAGACGGCUACUCAGAUAAGGACUUUAAGCCGUUUGGCUGUUUCAUGGCGUUUCAAUAUGAUCCCUAAUUUUUUCUGGAACAACAUCGUCAACCAAUUGUACUCGGAGAACAGACGAGAGAAAUUGGAACUUUUAAAGGGAGUUACCCUUGCGGCCGCCGAUGAGCCAUUCAAGCUAACUCCACUUCAACAGAACGUGCUUAUAGUUUGGGGAGACAGAGACCAGAUUUUCCCAUUGAAAUUGGCUCAUGAACUCCAAGAGCUUCUAGGGAAGAAGACAAGGCUGGAAAUAAUAGAAAACACAGCUCAUGUGCCCCAGAUAGAGGACUCAGCCCAGUUCAACAAAAUUGUCAAAGACUUCCUCUGUGGCUGAUCAUCAACUCCCAUUAUUAUUGUAAAUUUAUUAUGUGAGGUUUUAAGAUUAUAAUUUA